Trichoplusia ni (cabbage looper) is the source of this 2910-nucleotide messenger RNA. It is a transcript of the gene Mcm6, whose product is annotated as DNA replication licensing factor Mcm6. Lineage: Eukaryota; Metazoa; Arthropoda; Insecta; Lepidoptera; Noctuidae. The record is from RefSeq and is a predicted model, not a curated record. Gene Ontology annotation, biological process: double-strand break repair via break-induced replication; DNA replication initiation; mitotic DNA replication. Gene Ontology annotation, molecular function: ATP binding; single-stranded DNA binding; single-stranded 3'-5' DNA helicase activity. Gene Ontology annotation, cellular component: nucleus; MCM complex. The coding region runs from base 407 to 2863 and encodes 818 amino acids. The transcript has 14 exons.
ACAAGUUAACCAUAUUUACGAACGAAAAAAGAAAUCUCCCGCCAAAGUUUAUGUCAAAAAUCAUAAUUGCGUGCGCUUGUGCGUUUUCAAGAUACGCGCAAUUUUUAGUUUACAUGUUAAUUUGUUAGUAUUGUUAUUUGUUUGUUUGCAUUUGUAACAAUUGUUCGUAUAUUAAGUGUAUCAUAUUGAAAUUACUAAAUCAUACCUCCGAAGUUUAGAUAAUAGUGCAUAGAAAACAUUAACCGGUACCAUAAUCCGGAUGCAAGCGCAACCGUUGCGAGAUGAAACAAAAGUGUCUCGAAUCUGUUUAAAUAAGUGUUAUUGUUAAUUGUUAUGUAUACCGCCUGCCUUUUGUCGAGUUAAAUCGAUAGUUUUGUGAUAAAAAGUACCUUUUUAACCCCUUAAAAUGGAUGUAGCCGAUACCUACGCUACACAAAGCCAAGUUAAAGAUGAGGUUGGAGUCCGUUGUCAGAAGCUUUUCCAGGAUUUCUUAGAAGAGUUCAAAGAAGAUAAUGAACUGAAAUACGAAAAGAAUGCUAAAGAGCUUUUGAAACCCGAGUUAAGCACACUUGAAGUCAGUUUCGACGAUGUUGAGAAGUACAAUCAGAAUCUUGCAACCACAAUCAUAGAAGAAUAUUAUCGAAUAAAUCCUUUUUUGAAUCAAGCUAUUCUGAAUUAUGUUCUUAGUCUUGCUGACAGUGGUAUGAAGAAGGAUUUACAGGAUAAGGAGUGUUAUGUGUCAUUUGUUGAUGUACCAACUAGGCAUAAAGUUAGGGAGUUGACUACGGCCAAGAUUGGUACAUUGAUUAGAAUCUCUGGGCAGAUUGUGAGAACCCACCCGGUGCAUCCUGAGCUGGUCUUGGGCACCUUUGUCUGUUUGGAUUGUCAGACAGUUAUUAAAAAUGUUGAGCAACAGUUUAAGUACACAAUCCCAGCAAUCUGCCGUAACCCUGUGUGUGCCAACCGACGCCGCUUCAUGUUGGAUGCUGAUAAGUCAGUGUUUGUUGACUUCCAAAAGAUCCGUAUUCAAGAGACACAAGCUGAACUCCCAAGAGGAUGUAUUCCUCGAUCUCUUGAAGUUAUCUUAAGAGCAGAGGCUGUGGAGUCUGUACAGGCUGGAGAUCGUUAUGACUUCACUGGGACUCUCAUAGUUGUUCCUGAUGUUGGUUCCUUAUCCUUACCGGGGGCAAAAGCUGAGCUCACAACCAGGACUAAACAAGGCAGUGAGGGCCAGAUGGAAGGCAUUAAAGGUCUGAAGGCUUUGGGAGUUAGGGAACUACAUUAUAAGACAGCCUUCCUAGCAUGUAGUGUGCAAGCUAUAUCGCGAAGAUUCGGUACUGCUGAUGUCGCGACCGACGAUCUUACCACCGAGGACAUGAGAAAACAGAUGACUGAUAAGGAAUGGGAUAAGGUAUACGAAAUGUCGCGCGAUCGCAAUCUGUACAACAACUUAAUCACAAGUCUGUUCCCGAGUAUCCACGGCAACAACGAAGUUAAGAGAGGCAUUCUGCUUAUGAUGUUCGGAGGGGUCGCUAAGACUACUAUGGAAGGUACAACACUAAGAGGAGACAUAAACGUGUGCAUAGUAGGCGACCCAAGUACUGCCAAGUCUCAGUUGUUAAAGCAAGUGAGUGAGAUCACACCGAGAGCUGUAUACACCAGCGGGAAAGCGUCGUCCGCUGCCGGUUUAACUGCCGCUGUUGUGAAGGACGAAGAAUCAUUCGACUUCGUGAUAGAAGCAGGCGCUCUGAUGUUGGCGGACAAUGGUGUGUGUUGUAUCGACGAGUUCGACAAGAUGGAUCCCGCAGACCAGGUCGCCAUCCACGAAGCUAUGGAACAGCAGACUAUAUCUAUCGCUAAGGCUGGAGUCCGAGCAACACUAAACGCGCGCACAUCAAUCCUCGCCGCAGCCAACCCUAUCGGCGGCCGAUACGACCGAGCGAAGUCUCUACAACAAAACGUAGCUCUGAGUGCACCUAUCAUGUCUCGAUUCGAUCUUUUCUUCAUACUAAUCGACGAAAGUAGCGAGAUGGUUGACUAUGCUAUCGCUCGGAAGAUUGUAGAUCUGCAUUGUAAUAAGGAGGAGACUUAUGAUUGUGUUUACUCAAGGGAAGAUCUACUGCGGUAUAUUGCGUUUUCGAGGUCUUUCAAGCCUAUUAUUACUGAGGAAGCCGGCAAGUUGUUGGUGGAGUACUACACGGUCCUGCGGCAGCGCGACGGCGGCGGCGCGGGCGGCGGCGGCGCCUGGCGCAUCACGGUGCGGCAGCUGGAGUCCAUGCUGCGCCUGGCCGAGGCCAUGGCCAAGAUGCACUGCAGCGGCCACGUCAGCCCGCAACACGUGCACGAGGCCUACCGGUUACUGAACAAAUCAAUCAUUAGAGUAGAACAGCCAGACAUUCACUUGGACGAAGAUGAACCUCAGUUUGAACCCAAUAUGGAUGUCGACCAAGACAUACCUAAUGGUGACAGUGAAACCCCAGUGAAUGGCGACUCGGCACCUAAAAAGAAACUCACGUUAUCAUUUGAAGAAUACAAAUCAUUGAGUGACAUGCUUGUUGUGUUUAUGAGGAAGGAGGAAAUAGAAGCCGAGACCAGAGGUGAAGAGAAUGCGGGUAUGCGCAAGAGUGCCGUAGUGAGCUGGUAUUUAGAACAGUUGGUGGGACAAGGACAGAUAGAGGAUGAAGACGAAUUGCUUGAGAGGAAAACUUUGGUCGAGAAGGUUAUUGACAGACUCAUGUACCAUGACCAAGUCAUCAUACCCCUGUCGACUACAGGACUCAAGGCAACACAGAAGUCGGCCGACCAAGAACCUGAAGAUGAUCCGUUACUAGUGGUCCAUCCCAACUAUGUAGUCGAUACCUAGACAUUCCGAGUUUAAGUUAACUUUUAUAAUAAAGUUUUUCUUACAAA